GCAAGCCGCCGGCUCGAGCCAGACGCCGCCGCUUGGACGCUGCCGUAGCCAUUUUGCAAGAAUAACAAGGCCUGCGGGACCUCUCCGCCCAGCCCUGCAGCGCAGCUUCUGCCGCGCAGUCAUAUAGGAGCCCUGCCCUCUUGGACCUCUUGGAAGCCCCCGCCGCCGACGCGCCGCGCACGCGCACAGGACACUUGGGACGCCGCCGACGCACCGCGCCGCGCGCAUAGGACACCUGGACGCCAGCCGCCGCGAGCGCACGCAGCCAUGAGCGAGUGGCAGGUCCAGCCCGCCCAGGCGCGCAAGGAGCGCCAGGCCAAUAAAAAGCCGGCCUGGCGUGUGGCCGCGGACCACGCGUGGGAGCGGUCCGGCGCGCGGUUCAUGAUGCAGCAAUUGGCGGAAAAGGAGGACCCGCCGCCUUACUUAUUACUGGUCGUACUGACGGGCCUGCCUGGCAGUGGUAAAUCACUCCUAGCCGCCCAGUUGCGAGCUAGAGGAUUCUCGCUCGUGUGCCAAGAUUCACUAGGAUCAAGACAAGCGUGCGAGGACGCCGUGACGGACCUGAUGAAGAGAGGAAGACGGUGUGUGGUGGAUCGAUGCAACCACACGAACCAACAAAGGGACCUCUGGGUCGAGCUCAUGAAAAAACACGCCCCAAAGGACAAGAACGCCGUGGCAUUAGUACUCCACUUGGAUGAAGAUGUGGAGACGUGCAAACAAAGAGUUCUACAGAGGAAGAACCACAAAACCUUACCUCCGGUCCCUGCUUCCAAGGCCGUCGUCGACGACUUUCAGAGGAAGUUCGAGGACCCUACCCAGGACCGGGUCUGGUCUGUUGAGGGGGACUGGUCGCCCCAAUCACUCGCGCUGGCCGUGGACCUGCGGGGCGUUCUUGACGAGGUUCCUGUUGACGCGCUGAAGCCGCCGCCGCCGCCGUCUUCGGCUGACGGUGCGGUCGCGCGGCUCGUCGCGAUGGGCUGGUCGCAGCAGGUCUGCGAGGCCGCGUUGUCUAUUUCGAACAAUGAUGAAGCGGCCGCCGUCGAUUUGUUAUUGGGGCACUCGGCGCAGGAGGUCCUCGCGCUGGCGACGGAGUCGUAAUCUAUAAGCUUGGAAAUUUAGUUCACACAAAAAUCAAAACCAAAG
Molecule: messenger RNA, 1143 nt
Organism: Pelagomonas calceolata
Lineage: Eukaryota; Pelagophyceae; Pelagomonadales; Pelagomonadaceae
Source: the annotation of a GenBank genome assembly